AUGUUGAAAAUGAGAAGACAACGAAUAAAUCCGGAAAGCGACGCUAUUCGGUAUGUGAGGUCAUCUUCGGACAAACGCGGAUUGGAAAUUAAAUUUAUCAAUUCAGAGAAAGGACGUGGAGUGUUUGCAGUGGAGGCAUUGGAAAGGGGUGACUUUGUGGCAGAGUACCGCGGUCAGCUAAUAGACAGGGCUGAAAGUGAGAAGAGGAGGCGAGUGUACCAUCCUGCCGCUGCCGUCUUUCUUUUCGACUUUAAAUGGAAUGGGAAAAGUUUUUGCAUUGAUGGAGCCAAAGAUGAUGGCUCUGUGGGAAGAAUGAUAAAUGACAACCACAAAAGUCCAAACUGCAAAAUCAAGAAACUGGCAGUAGAUGGAAUGCCACACCUCUGCCUGUUUGCUUUAAGAGAUAUUCUUCCUGGUGAAGAAAUCACAUACAGCUAUGGAGAUGGACCAUGGCCUUGGAGAAAGCAGGGAAAAGAAAAAGCCACCAUUGUAUCAUCACCAUUACAGACAAAUGACAAGGGCACUGGGGAAAGGGAUGUUGCCCAAAGCCAGAUCUUGGCUCAACAGCCUACACUGGCACAAGUAAAAGGCACUCUUGCUAUUGAUGAACAGAACCCUGAUGGAAGAGAGAAGGCCCUCAGUCAUAGCUUAGCUGAAAAGACUUCUGAACCUCAAGAGAAAGAAGCAGUUGUUACUAAUGAGCAGACUGAAGACAACAGUGGAUCUGACACUGAACCAGUUUCUUUAGAAAAGAGUGAGCUUGAUUGUACUGUGCCAAAACUUAGGCGCUCUGACAGUGUUAUUGUGAGCGAAGAGAUGCUUCGAAACUGUUCCGAGUCAUCAGAUUCCAGUAUGAACCAAAGCGAUGAUGACUACAUUCCUAAGUCAUCAGAAGAGAAUAGUCCAGACUGCAGUAGUGACAGCUUAUCAGCACACAUGAGUGACAAAAUAGAUAAAGAUGAGAAAUCCUCUGCGUCAUGUUCCACAUAUGAUAGACCUGUACCUGAUUCCACUGUUUCAGACUCUGAAAGCAAAGAAUAUGAUCCAGUAUCUGUAAAGGCAGUUUCUGUAAAAACUGGUGGAGGAAGAGUAUAUGACAAAAAACAGUUUUGCCUUUUCUGUGGUAAGUCCUAUGCAAAAAUUGCCAGGCAUAUUGAACAAAUUCAUCACAAUGAGACUGAAGUUGCUAAAGCUCUCCAGUUUCCAAGAAAAUCAAAAGAAAGAAGACUUCAAAUAGAUCUUCUUCGAAACAGAGGCAAUUUUGCUCACAAUGUGGAAGUUUUAAAAAUGGGGAAAGGUAUGCUCAUACCUCGAAGACAACCUAGAAAUUGUUUGCCAUCUAAAGAUUUUGCACAUUGUUUAAAUUGUCAGGGUUUUUUUUUAAGACACAAUCUUUGGCGACACAUGAAACAUUGCAAGCUUAGAAAACGUGAUCAACCAAAACCUGGAAAAAAUAGGGUCCAGUCUUUGUGUGCAUUUGCUGAACCUGUGCCUCCUGGUGUUGACAGUGGCCUUUGGAAGCUAAUGAGUGAAAUGAUAAAAGACGACAUUUCACUUAUAGUCAAGAAGGAUCCUUGCAUUUUACAAAUAGCACGACAUCUCUUUAACAGGCUCGGUUCAGACAUAUCUAAACAUGAAUACAUUCGUCAGAAGAUUAGAGAGCUUGGUCGUUUGUUGUUAUGUGCAAGACGAAUAACACCAUUGCAAAAUAUGAAAGACUUCAUAAUUCCAUCUAGCUUUCCACAUGUAGUAACAGCAGUGAAAUGUGUUGCUGGGUACGACCAGGAGAGUGGCACAAUGAAAACUCCUUCAUUAGCACUGAAGCUUGGCCACAGCCUUCAGAAAAUAUCAAAUAUAGUGGAAGCCCAGGCAAUGGUAGAAGAAAAUGAAAUGAUGGUAAAAAAUGCUCAAAGCUUCCGAAAAAUUUAUGAAACCCAGUGGAAUGAGCUAAUUUCGUCUGUAGCCCUAAGAUGUUUGAGAGAGUCAAAGUGGAAUGCACCUCAGCUUUUGCCUUUUACCGAAGAUGUGAAAAAAAUGCAUGUGUAUCUUGAUGACAAACAGGAAGAAAAUUACAAAAAUCUUCUAGCUGAGGCCUCUGCAAGAAACUGGGCAAGCCUUGCAAAAGUCACUUUAACACAAAUUAUUUUGUUUAAUCGCAAAAGAGAAGGAGAAGUUUCCAGAAUGCUUCUAAAUACCUUUUUGUUAAGAGAUGUAUCAGAUUUGCAUGGAGAUGUUGCUCUUGCUCUUUCGGAACUAGAGCAAAAGCUUUGCCAUCACUUUAUCAGAAUUGAAAUUAAAGGCAAGCGUGGAAGGAAGGUUCCUAUACUGCUGUCACCAGCUAUGCACAGAGCAAUGAAGUUGCUUGCAGAAAAAAGAGAUGUUUGUGGUGUGCCAUGUGACAACAACUAUAUGUUUGCAAGACCUUCGGCUCUAUCUCAUUUUCGUGGAUCUGAUUGUAUUCGGCUUUUUGCCAAAGAAUGUGGAGCAAAAAGUCCUAAAACGCUUUCAUCGACCAAACUCCGAAAACAUGUGGCAACUCUGUCAAAAGUUCUUAACUUGAACGAUACAGAAUUGGAUCAGCUGGCUGAUUUCCUUGGGCAUGACAUUAGAGUGCAUAGGCAAUACUAUCGCCUCCCAGAAGGCACUUUGCAGUUGGCUAAGAUCAGCAAAAUUCUCUUAGCUCUGGAAACUGGGCGCCUUGGAGAGUUUAAAGGAAAAAAUCUGGAUGAUAUCACCAUUGAUCCAACUGAAAAAGUAGUGAUUGAAAAUGAAACAUCAGAAAGUGAGGAAGAAUUAAGUGAUCAUGAAGGUGAAGCAGAAAUGCAAGUUAAGCAGAUGAAACGAGCUCAGGGCCAAGUACAGGAAACAAAAGUUAACAGUGUUUGCCAAGGUCAUAAACAAGUGAAGAGGAGAAUGUGGAGUGAAGAAGAAAUAAGAGCAGUGGAAAAACAUUUGGCCAAAUUAUAA
This is a messenger RNA of Erpetoichthys calabaricus (reedfish), 2967 nucleotides long. RefSeq lists its product as uncharacterized. The coding region runs from base 1 to 2967 and encodes 988 amino acids. Gene Ontology annotation, molecular function: protein binding. The record is from RefSeq and is a predicted model, not a curated record. The transcript has 11 exons. NCBI's taxonomy places the organism in Eukaryota, Metazoa, Chordata, Cladistia, Polypteriformes, Polypteridae.